AUGAAGCCCUUAAGCCUGAGUUCUUUCUUGCGCCUCUUGUCUUUGAUUUCGUUAGCUGCUGCUGCUGCUGCUGCUGCUGCUGCUGCUGCUGCUGCUGAUGCAAGCAGCGGGGAACCAGCCUUUUCCCUUGGCCGGGAAAUACCCGUCAACACCACAGAGCAGGCCGUGAGGGCGCAGCCGGUGCUGCAGCAAACUGACCCAGCAGCAGCAGCAGCAGCAGCUGCUGCUGCUGCUGCUGCUGCUGCUGACGCAGGACAAGUUCGGAUUUCUUCGCAGCAGCAGCAGCAAGAACCCCUAAGCAGCUCUUUCUUUGGUGCAACAGAUACUUCUAAUAUUGCCUUCUCCAGGCAUGCGCCAGGCGCGGAAGUCCCGACUCUGUCGUUUUUCGACUUCUUCGACUCCAACUGGAAUGAAUCUGAAGAGGAAAAUUCGGCAGAGUCCGAAAAAGAAAACUUUGUGGAUUUUUAUUCAAGUUGGGGCGGAAGUUCUGUGCCGUACUUGGGGAGCGAGCUGUCAGCGCGGGGGCUGCGGCGGCGAAAGCGGAACUAA
This is a messenger RNA of Eimeria necatrix, 549 nucleotides long. RefSeq lists its product as hypothetical. The coding region runs from base 1 to 549 and encodes 182 amino acids. The transcript is spliced from 2 exons. NCBI's taxonomy places the organism in Eukaryota, Apicomplexa, Conoidasida, Eucoccidiorida, Eimeriidae. The record is from RefSeq and is a predicted model, not a curated record.